GUGAAUUCGGCAAAACAAAACUUUAUCAGUUAAAUGCCUUAAUAAAACUAUUUGUAAAUAAAAUAAUAUUUUUUUCGCCACGUGCUAAUUAAAAAAAAAUUGACGCUUCGCGUUGAGCAAUGUGUCAGCGCGUCAAAUUAGUCGAAGCGAAUUAAAGAACGCGAAACAGGUAAGAAAAAUAUACGGGAAAAACAUCAUUAUUUCAUCGCGCUAACAUUGGUUGGAGUUUAUUUUAAAGUAAAAAAAAUGGUAAUGGAUCAAACAGAAAAGCUUAUUUCACUCGUACACGAGCGAAAACACCUCUGGGAUAGAUCCUUGAAAACACACGCCAACAAAUCGAAGGUGUAUGACAUUUGGGAAGAAAUAGCGGCCGAGAUGCGUAUUGACGAAAUGACGGUCAGGAGAAGAUGGAGAAGUCUACGAGACACUUUCGUAAAGGAACUGAAAAAGAUUCCACAAUAUGAUAGAAUUGAAGCGGAAGAAAUGUUUAACCACACGAAGUACACGUCUUGGCCAUAUUUUGAAUUGAUGCUUUUCAUCAAAGAUCAUGUUAAACCAAAAAGUGAACUAACCGAUCCCCUCGUUGCUGAGUCGGCUGCGAUCGAAAGUGAUGACCCACUGAGCCACGGAAUAACGUCUGUGGAUGUCGAUGGCGGGAAUAACAUGAAGGAAAUUGUCUCAACCAUUCCAGUGCAACAGAGCAGCAGCAGCAGUAAAGGUUCAAAACGGCAAUUGAUUGCAACCGAAGAAAGGGUUCGUGAAAGAUUGCCUGUUACCGAAAAGGGGGACAAACCUUAUCAUGCUUUCGAUGAAGACGAGGCCUUUUUCGACAGUCUCUUGCCUCACGUUCGAAAGUUGAGGCCGGAGGAAAAACUUCAUUUUCAAAUCGAGAUGCAAAGUUUAGUCCAUCAACAUGUUUACUGCAAGAAUGCAGAUAUGAAUGAUCAUCAAAACGAAAACAGUAUGCUUUAGAAAAAAAAGCGACGCUUCGCUUUAAAUGACGCAUCGCUUUGAGGGACGCGUCAUCAUCGCGCAAAGAGAAUAAUAGCAGCCAAAACAUAGCGAUAGAAGCCAAACAGUAAUCAAGUUGUUAAAAUUAGUUAUCUUAAACAAGAGAAAAAUGAUUAUUGAUGCGGAUAAACUUAUUCCACUUAUUGCCGCGAAACCAGUGCUCUGGGAUAGAUCGUUGCCGCAGCACCAUAACCAAUUCAAAAUAAGAAAACUUUGGAGACAAGUUUCGGAGGAGUUGGGCUCACAACUACCGAAAAAGAUGGAAAUCCCUACGUGACUCUUUCUCCAAGGAAUUUAAAAAAAUGUCGGCAGCCAAACGACAAAAAGUCAAUACAUCGAACUGGAGAAAAUACUGCAUGUGGCCUUAUUUCGGAGCCAUGCUAUUUAUCAGGGACCAACUUAGGUCGAAAAAGGCAAAUUUAUUCGACGCAAAUCCACGAUCGACAGCAGCAGCAAUCGAAAAGGAUGCAUCAUCAAGCUCAAGUGAUGAGGAAAUGAAACACAGGACUGAAAAGCAGAGCAGCUGCUUGCAACCGCCACCACAACAGCAACUGCAACCGAUUGAAUUCGUGGAAUCAGUAGCACCGAAAGCAAACACUAUUAUUGAUGAUGAAGAUAAAGGUUUCUUUCUUAGUCUUUUGCCUCAUGUUCGCAAGUUAGAACCUGAAGACAAACUCGUGUUCCGCAUGGAGGCACAAAAAUUAGUUCACCAGUGUGUGUAUAGAAAGUCCCAAUUGAUAAGUAACAGAAACGAGGACAGGUCGAAUGGCUGUUCACUUAAAAUAGAAUUCUCUUAAUCGAUACUGACAAUAGGACAUAAGUAUUUAUACUUUUAAGCUGGAUCAAAUACAAGAAUCAACCGUUUUUUCUUAACCGUUAUUAAAAACUACUAUCGAAAUGUUUAAUUGAACUGAAAUUUUCAUGAUAUAUGUUUGAAAUAAUUAUAAACGAAGUAAAAAUGUGGACGUUCGGAAGUAGCAAAUAAAAAAUGUUAAAGCCCAA
Messenger RNA from Uranotaenia lowii, 2013 nucleotides. RefSeq lists its product as uncharacterized. The transcript has 3 exons. NCBI's taxonomy places the organism in Eukaryota, Metazoa, Arthropoda, Insecta, Diptera, Culicidae. Gene Ontology annotation, cellular component: nucleus; transcription regulator complex. The record is from RefSeq and is a predicted model, not a curated record. The coding region runs from base 247 to 972 and encodes 241 amino acids. Gene Ontology annotation, biological process: regulation of transcription by RNA polymerase II. Gene Ontology annotation, molecular function: DNA binding.